Molecule: messenger RNA, 8941 nt
Organism: Mesocricetus auratus (golden hamster)
Lineage: Eukaryota; Metazoa; Chordata; Mammalia; Rodentia; Cricetidae
Gene: Rc3h2
Product: ring finger and CCCH-type domains 2
Exons: 22
Coding region: 353-3919 (1188 amino acids)
Molecular function (GO): metal ion binding
Source: RefSeq, a predicted model, not a curated record
AAGGAGGAGGAGGCGGAGGGAGGGAGGAGGAGGAGGCCCCGCCGCGGCCUUCGCCGCCGCCAACGGGGCUGUCCCUGUAGCUCCCGAUGGAGUUUGAGGCCCUGAAACCGCCGCCGAGCUCUGCCCCGGCGAGACGAGGCGCCUCCGUCGCCGAGCCGCGCCGUCGCGGGGCCCCCGGGAGCGGCCCUUAGCGACCCCGCCCGGGCCCCUCAGUACCGGGGAUUGAAUUUAAAGCUUCACAAGCAUUAGGCAAGUGUUCUACCACUGAGCCACAUCCCUGACCAAACUUAUAAAACACUACACAACAAAAUAAUGAUCUGCUAGACUGCUAACCCGAGCAUCAGCUUCCACAAUGCCUGUGCAGGCAGCUCAAUGGACAGAGUUCCUGUCCUGUCCAAUCUGCUAUAAUGAAUUUGAUGAGAAUGUGCACAAACCCAUCAGUUUAGGUUGUUCACAUACAGUUUGCAAGACCUGCUUGAAUAAACUUCACCGAAAAGCGUGUCCUUUUGACCAAACUGCCAUAAACACAGACAUUGAUGUGCUCCCUGUCAACUUUGCACUGCUUCAGUUAGUUGGAGCCCAGGUACCAGAUCAUCAGUCAAUAAAAUUAAGUAGUCUAGGUGAGAAUAAACACUAUGAAGUGGCAAAAAAAUGCGUUGAAGAUUUGGCACUCUACUUAAAACCACUAAGUGGCGGUAAAGGUGUAGCUAGUUUGAACCAGAGUGCCCUGAGCCGUCCAAUGCAAAGGAAGCUAGUUACUCUCGUAAACUGUCAACUGGUGGAAGAAGAAGGUCGUGUGAGAGCUAUGCGAGCUGCCCGCUCACUGGGAGAAAGAACUGUGACAGAACUGAUCCUGCAGCACCAGAACCCUCAGCAACUGUCUGCCAACCUGUGGGCUGCUGUCAGGGCUCGAGGAUGCCAGUUUCUAGGGCCAGCUAUGCAAGAAGAAGCCUUGAAGUUGGUGUUGCUGGCAUUAGAAGAUGGUUCUGCCCUCUCAAGGAAAGUUUUGGUACUUUUUGUUGUGCAAAGACUGGAACCAAGAUUUCCUCAGGCAUCAAAAACAAGUAUUGGUCACGUUGUGCAGCUACUGUAUCGAGCUUCUUGUUUUAAGGUUACUAAAAGGGAUGAAGACUCUUCCCUCAUGCAGUUAAAGGAGGAAUUUCGGAGUUAUGAGGCACUGCGCAGAGAACAUGAUGCCCAAAUUGUUCACAUUGCCAUGGAAGCAGGACUCCGUAUUUCACCUGAGCAGUGGUCCUCACUGCUGUAUGGGGACUUGGCUCAUAAAUCACACAUGCAAUCUAUCAUUGAUAAGCUACAGUCUCCAGAAUCAUUUGCAAAGAGUGUCCAGGAAUUGACAAUUGUUUUGCAACGAACAGGUGACCCAGCUAAUUUAAAUAGACUGAGGCCUCAUUUAGAACUUCUUGCAAACAUAGAUCCUAAUCCAGAUGCUGUUUCACCAACUUGGGAACAGCUGGAAAAUGCAAUGGUAGCUGUUAAAACAGUGGUUCAUGGUCUUGUGGACUUCAUACAAAAUUAUAGUAGAAAAGGCCACGAGACACCCCAGCCUCAGCCAAACAGCAAGUAUAAAACUAGCAUGUGCAGAGACUUACGACAACAGGGGGGUUGUCCACGAGGAACAAAUUGUACAUUUGCCCAUUCACAGGAAGAGCUUGAAAAGUACCGAUUAAGGAACAAAAAGAUGAGUGCAACUGUAAGAACAUUUCCUCUUCUGAAUAAAGUUGGCGUAAGCAACACUGUUACAACCACAGCUGGAAAUGGCAUUCCUGUCAUAGGAAGUACUGAAACAUCUGGGAAAAUUGUUCCAAGUACAAAUGGAAUUUCAAAUGCAGAAAACAGCAUUUCCCAGCUAAUUCCUCGAAGCACUGACAGUGCAUUAAGGACCCUGGAGACUGUGAAGAAAGUCGGGAAGGUUGGCACUAAUGGCCAGAAUACUGCUGGGCCCUCUGCAGAGUCUGUGUCUGAAAAUAAAAUUAGUUCUCCACCCAAGACUCCUGUAAGUAAUGCAGCAGCUACCUCCGCUGGGCCCUCUAAUUUUGGAACAGAGCUGAGCUCCGUGCCUCCCAAAUCCAGCCCGUUUCUAACUAGAGUUCCAGUAUAUACUCAGCAUUCUGAAAGCAUUCAGUAUUUUCAAGAUCCAAGGACUCAGAUAUCCUUUGAAGUCCCACAAUACCCACAAACAGGGUACUACCCACCACCUCCAACAGUCCCAGCUGGUGUGACUCCUUGUGUGCCUCGCUUCGUGAGGUCCAGUAAUGUUCCAGAGUCCUCCCUCCCACCUGCUUCCAUGCCAUAUGCUGACCAUUACAGCACGUUUUCCCCUCGAGACCGAAUGAACUCUUCUCCUUACCAGCCCCCUCCUCCGCAGCAGUAUGGACCAGUACCUUCUGGGAUGUAUGCUCCUGUGUAUGACAGCAGGCGCAUCUGGCGCCCAGCUAUGUAUCAACGAGAUGACAUUAUUAGAAGCAAUUCUUUACCUCCAAUGGAUGUUAUGCACUCCUCUGUCUAUCAGACAUCUUUACGGGAAAGAUACAACUCAUUAGAUGGAUAUUAUUCAGUGGCUUGUCAGCCACCAAAUGAGCCAAGGACGACUGUGCCUUUACCAAGGGAGCCUUGUGGUCAUUUGAAGACCAGUUGUGAGGAACAGAUAAGAAGAAAGGCAGAUCAGUGGGCGCAGUACCAUACCCAGAAAGCACCUGUCUCUUCAACUCUGCCUGUGGCAACACAGUCACCAACACCACCUUCUCCUCUCUUCAGUGUCGACUUCCGAACAGAUGUAAGAAAGUUCUCUGAGAGUGUGAGUGGCACAAAAUUUGAGGAAGACCAUCUUUCCCAUUAUUCUCCCUGGUCUUGUGGCACCAUAGGCUCUUGUAUAAAUGCCAUUGAUUCAGAGCCCAAAGACGUAAUUGCUAAUUCAAAUGCUGUGCUAAUGGACCUGGAUAGUGGAGAUGUUAAGAGAAGAGUGCAUUUAUUUGAAACGCAGAGAAGGACAAAAGAAGAAGACCCAAUUAUUCCCUUUAGUGAUGGACCCAUUAUCUCAAAAUGGGGUGCAAUUUCCCGAUCCUCCCGAACAGGUUACCAUACAACAGAUCCCAUCCAGGCCACUGCUUCCCAAGGAAGUGCAACUAAGCCCAUCAGUGUAUCAGAUUAUGUCCCUUAUGUCAAUGCUGUUGAUUCAAGGUGGAGUUCAUAUGGCAGUGAGGCUCCAUCAUCAGCACACUAUGUUGAACGGGACAGAUUCAUUGUUACUGAUUUAUCUGGUCAUAGAAAGCAUUCCAGUACUGGAGACCUUUUGAGCAUUGAACUUCAGCAGGCCAAGAGUAACUCAUUACUUCUUCAGAGGGAAGCUAAUGCUCUGGCCAUGCAACAGAAGUGGAAUUCCCUGGAUGAAGGCCGGCACCUUACUUUAAAUCUUCUAAGCAAGGAAAUUGAACUGAGAAAUGGAGAGAGUGAUUAUACAGAAGACACAGUAGAUACAAAGCCCGAUAGAGAUAUUGAGUUAGAGCUUUCAGCACUCGACACUGAUGAACCUGAUGGACAAAGUGAGCAGAUUGAAGAGAUCCUGGACCUACAACUUGAUGUCAAUUCUCAGAGUGAUCAGUUGCUGAAUGGAGCAGCAGUGGAGAAUGGCCAUGCAGGCCAGCAGCGCCAGAGGGACACAGUGAAGCAGGAGAGACAGAGCUUAGGUGAAGAACGUGUGACCCUGGAGGAGCAAAAAACAGUUCUGCCGGUAACGUCUUGCUUUAGCCAGCCACUCCCAGUGUCUAUUAGCAGUGCAGGCUGCCUCCCCAUCACCACAUCUGUCAGUGUUGGCAACCUCAUUCUGAAAACUCAUGUUAUGUCUGAAGAUAAAAGCGACUUUUUAAAACCUAUUGCAAAUGGGAAGAUGGUUAACAGCUGAAAGGAGGCUCAUCUUUCAAAUUUGUGACCACACCAUGGAAGCAUUUACACUAGCUUUUUAUAUAUAUAUAAUAUAUAUUAUAUAAUGUAUAUUUUUUUUAAAAAAAAGAUAUUACUGGGGGCAUCCAUUUCCUGUGGACUCUUUGAUACUUCAAGCCCUCUUGCAUUAGCAUUAUGAAAAAAAAAAGAAAAUUUACUUUACUAGGGUAACGUUCACUUUCCAGAAAUUAUUGGAAUUUGGACAACAUUUAACUUAAGCUUCAAGCAGCUUUUUAUGAGUUUGUAGCAAUCCGGUGCAGUAACUGAGCCAUUUCCUAUUUUAAAUGGCUUCUACAGUAAAUUAACAACUCAGUUAUUAAACUAGCAGGAUCCUACAAUGAUACAUCUAGUGAAAGUAGAGUUAAUUAAUUUAUUUCUAUUUUAUGUUUCACUGAGAGAAAUUUCCAUCUCAUUCCAGCUGCUUUAUUUAUCUUUUUUAUUGGACUUUGCAUGGAUUUUUCUUUUCCUUUUUCUUUUUUCUUUUUCGUUUUUGAAGAGUGGAGAUAGAUGUUCUUACCAUAGAGUUUUACAGGGUUAUAUAAUAGCUUUCUUUACUGCAUUAUAUGUAGAAGUGUGGUGCAGUGCUUUUAUCUGUAGCAUUUAAUUUUUAAUUUUCCAUUUUUCAAGAAUAGUUUCUGCUUUGUUAAUAUUUAUAUACAGGCUACUUGUUGAAGUAAUUAAUUAAAAAUAUAACCAAGUGCCUAAGUCUUUCAGCUGAUGUACUAGAUAUUAAAUUCUCCUAAGUUAUGCAGAAUCGUUUUUACAGUUUUGAUAAAUUAUGCACUAAUGUAAUGGCAAUUUUUUAAAAUGCAGAUUUAAGCCUGUACAUUAUUGAAUCUGAUGACUUGGCAAAAGAAUCAGGUGCUUUCACCUUUCUUGAGAAAACCCUGUCUGUAGCGUUUGCACUGACUAACAAGAUGGUCUUGCUGGGUCUUUAAUUUAAAUUUAAUUAAUUUGGGUGUUCAUUGCAUUGUUUUAGUUAGAUAUUGUUCGUUGUUAAUUUCAUGUUGGGUUUAAUUUUCCUUGUUUUCUGACUGUUAGAUUGAUAAGACUAUGAACCAUGUAGUAGUAGAACAUUGGCUAACAUUUACCCAUACUUAAGAACAUGAAUAAUUUCUGCCCUGCCAUAAUGUGACUGGAAUUUUGACUUGGCAUCUAGAAGUAUGCAGUAUGCUCAACCAGCCAUUUGUGGGUGGUAUUUUAUUGAAGCUUAAAUUUCAGUCACCAUUUGAAAACAAAGCUGGGCAUUCCUUCCUGGUGGUAAUCUUACCUAUAGUUUGUCUUUUUGUUUUUCCUCCAUUUCUUUACGAUUAGUUUGACUUUUAUUAUUUUUUAAUUAACUUCUGUGAAGUUGUUUACUCUGAGAAUUGUACUGGAAUAUUUUAAGCCAAGCUGAUCUUUCACCAGGUGUACUGUAUGUAAGGGCUUCUCCUGCUAGCAAGAUGCUUAAACAGGAUCAUGUUAUUGGUCGUCUGAGCUAUUUAGUUAUUUUACAAAAAACCACAGCAUUGUAUCAGAUAAGAUUUUGAUAAAAGUUUUGUGCACAUUUCCAGGGGUGGGAGGGUUGACAUUUCCCUGAAAUUUCUUGAUUGGAAUGAGUAAAUACUGGUGUUUGAUACCUGUCUUAAUGAACAUGCUCAUAAGGUGACUGAUAAGUUGUAAAUAAUACCUGAGAAACAAAGGGGUAGUUUUGAUAUUCUGGUGUCAGUAUGGAAGAUCUUACACAUUUAUUUAAUACUUAAGUGUAUGAAGAUGUUUGUUUGUAGCAUAACAGCACAGUAGCCUUGACUUAGUUUCCUUUGGUUAGUACUGUACCUUUUUGCCAUGGCCAGUGCUCCCCAUCCCUACAAAGACAUUUUAUUUAUUUCACUAUGUAACCUGAAAUGAAUAGGAACAAGAGUUUUAAACCAUGUUACAUUAACUUAUUUCUGACAUUAUAAAUUAGCUUAGGAUGUUACAGGAACAUGAUUGUUGUAUAAUUUAUAUCAGAACCUUUCUAUGAAUAUGAACUUAUUACAUUUAAAACGCUUCCAGUGUUCUUUUUUUUUUUGUUUGUUUAUAAUUCCAAAAAGGUUAUGUAAACCAGUCUGUCUGUUUCAUGGAUAUUUAAUAGUGAGAUCUUCCAUGUUGAAGGUAAUGUAUUUUUUUUUAAGAUUUUAAAAUUGCUAUUUUGUUACAAAAUAGAGACCUAUUAACAGUUGAGAGCUCCUUAUGUGCCCUCAGGGAAAGAACCCUCCGUGCAACAGAACUACACAAACAUCUUCAGCACUUUCUGAGGGUGAUUAUAUACUACAUAAAUUGAUCUUGUGUAUUUAACCUUAUCUUUUUCAUUUUAAGAUUGAAAUUUUGAAGCGUGGCUGUGCUCUGCUGGAGGGGUUGGGAUGCUUAGGUGUUUGCCUAUAUCUGUUGAGUAAAUUACAUUUGCAUCAGUAUGUGUACUUGCCAGCCUUAUUGGUAUGUCUCACACGCUUAGAGUAAAAUAAUGCUUGUCUUGCAGCAGAUGAUCCCAUAAAGUAAUAAUUCCCUACUAUUCUUACAUUUUUACUCUUUCUCACUAACAACAUAGGAAUUGUUUCUGUGUUGAUGUUAUUUUGUAUUGCAUCUUUUAUGUGGUGACAACCUACUGUCUGUUUUGGUGAGUUUAAUGUGAAAUAAAGCCAUUGGAUCUCUGCCACUUCAGAAGAAAGAACAGUUCAUCUGAUCUUUCUUCAAAAUGGUACCUACUGAUAUCAUAGAGGAAGAUAGUACAAGCAUACAUAGAAGAUGGCUUUUUAAAAUUGGGGGCAAUCAUCAGUUUGACCCUUUACCAAGCCAUUGUGGUGAACACGUUUGGGAGGCUACACUGCAGGAGAAGAGAAAUUUGUAAUGUUGAAAUAUAAACCGCAUGUGUUGCCUAUGGGUCUAAUUAGGAAAAAGCAGUAUGAAAAUCAGGAAAAUUGUUGUGGGUUUCUUUCAUGUUUUGUUUUUGUUUUGUUUUCCCAAUUUGUAAGUCCAGGUCCUAUAAGUGUGCCACAUUCAGAUGCUGUGAAUGUAACAUCAUUAGUCUUGUGUGGGGUCAUUUCAUUUUAUGAAUUCUAAGAGUUCUAUAUGUAUUCCUUCUAGUUGGUACCUAAACAAACCAGAUUCUCUUGCCUUUGCUACCAUGACUUAUUUCAAUGUCAUGCAACGAACCGGUAUAUGUGGGGACAGUUGUACAUUGUAAUUUUUUUAAAAGGUAGCUCUUUAAGCCCAUGGCACUGAUUCUCUCCUUUCAUAGCUUUUUACUCUAGUAAGACAAUUAAAUGAAACCUCUCAUACAAAAAUCUAAACUUUCCCGUUUGUAUGGAUCCUAGUCACUUUGACCCAGAUUCCAAGUUGAUGCUGAGUUACAAAGCACAUCCUGAUUUUAUAUACAGAAGAUUCCAGAAUGCAAUGAUUUGUAGGACUUUUGAACGGGAUCAUUUAACCAUUUGAAAAAAAAAUGUUUAGAAACCAAACACCCCUACUUUUGAAUUUUAGAUGUGAUACAGCCCAUGUUGUCUUUUUUAGCCAGGGUCGGAACUUGUAACAGUCAGAUUCAGUAUAUGGUUUUAGCAGUAAAUCUGAGAAUUUCUUCCCUUGCUUCUUAGAGUUAUUUUCUGAGCAGACUGUCACCAAUAUUGGUAACUAAUCAUUUAAGAGAAAAGUUGCAUUGCAGCUAUGUAUUACUGUCUUAGAACUUUCCUUAUGUUUUAGUGACUCAAGAGUACUGAUGGGAUCACUUACUGUAUGAAGCUCCUUCUACAGAAGGGCCCCUUCUGUAAGCAGAACACAAAUGACAUGCUCAAGGAGUAUCCCUUUUCUAGAGAUUAAGUUUGCUAGUAACUCCUUUACACUAGCUGUUUCUUUGUAUCCCUUUGCUGGCAAGGGAGUACAAGGAGUCAAACCACAGAUCAGAGCACCCCACAUUUGAGUGGAGACUUAUUUUUACUCUAAGGGGAGUUAUUCCCCCAAGUCUGAAACUGGCAAUUUUUUUUUUCUCUUAUAUAAAAAUUAAAAAAUAUCCCCUAAACCAGUGGAAAAAAAAGACACUGGCUGCACUUAGUACUGCCAAAAGCCAAGGUCAUUUGCACAUAUUCCAUCAACCUGUCAAGAAUUAGGCCUCUCUUUAUAACCCACGGCAUGGAAGUGCAUGCAUUCUCUUAGCUGGGCAAACAAUUCUACUGUAGUUGUGAUACAACACACGUGGCUUUUAUUUGUACUGCACAUACCCACUGUACAGCCACUUGGGAGUAUCGUGGUUAGCUUGCAGCAACUGCCGUCUGCAUUUAUACUGUUUAUUGCAUAUUCUUUUCCCUGGAAGUGAAAGAGAAAUGUUUUCUUGUUGCAUUGAUUACAUUUUAUAAAUUUGCUUAGCUGGAAAGUUUGGGAAAAGAGGCCUGUUUGUCAAUUGUACAACCGAUUGUGAAGCUUAGUGUGAAUAUUUUUACGUCUGUAUUAGACAUUUUCUUUGCAAAUCUAUUGUUCGAUUGAAAUGUAAAUGAAAUUAAAGAUGGUGUACACCCAUCAUGUAAAAAGCAAGCACCAUCUCUAAGAUGGAUUUAAUGCUCAUUUUUAAGGCAUAUACUCAGCUUCUAUUUAAAACUAUAAAAUAAUUCUGUACAAUGAGAUGGGGAAUAUAUAUGGGAAUAAAUUCUAUUCCAUUUAUUUCAAUUUGAAUUUCCAAAUUGUAAUGUUUCCCUUUGUGCUAUAGGAAUAGGAUUAAAUGGGGGAAAGGCUAGGACUUAAGGCCUGUAUAUGGGGGGUGGGCAGAGAUGGAACAAUGAGGGUUGUGAUGAUAGUGAAUAGCAAAGAGUGAAUCCUGUGUGUUUUUGCUGUAGCACUGAAGUGAAGAGAUAUUAGCUUUGGCUGUUCACAAAAUAGAGCAUCAUGAUUUUCAGUGUUUGAGAGAAAACUGAUGGAAAAAGUUUGCAGUACUUGACAUGUAUUUGCAUGCACAAAAUAAAAUUAUUUGUCCACCUUAAAA